AGCUGAUACAAACAAAUUCCACAAUAUAUAUAUAUAUAACGACCUUUGCCAUCAAGCGCCACGAGCCCGGCACAAUACCUUAAAUCUUUCUCUAUCGGGCUUCCUUCUGAUUAAUCCAUCGCCGACAACCACCACCAGCGCCACCACAACCGCCGCCGUCACCUUUUCACUAGCAUACGCCUCCUUUUAUAACAAUUAACGAACAAAGGAUUACCCGAAGUGAGGAAUUCCGGUGACUGUUACAAUGAGACAAUGAGCUCCCCUCCACAGCAAGAAAAUACCUCCCCGGAUUCCAAAGAAGAAGAAUCGUUCCACCUCCUUACCGCCCCGCUGCCACAGUCAACGUCGCCGUUAAUUAACGGCGAUGGUGAUGACAGCGAAGAAGAAUUUGCGUACGGAUCUGGGGAGAAGAUCCACGUCGUUGAUUUCGAUUCAGUACCGAUCGACGGUGUUGAUUAUAGCACGGUGCCUCCAUUCUCGUGGAAGAAGCUAUGGCAGUUCACGGGUCCUGGAUUCUUAAUGAGCAUAGCUUUUUUGGAUCCGGGGAAUUUGGAGGGGGAUCUGCAAGCUGGGGCAAUUGCGGGUUACUCGCUUCUAUGGCUGUUGUUAUGGGCCACUGUUAUGGGGUUGAUGAUUCAGCUAUUGUCGGCGAGAAUUGGCGUUGCAACUGGCCGGCACUUGGCGGAGCUUUGCCGGGAGGAGUAUCCUAGAUGGGCUGGGCUUCUACUGUGGUUCAUGGCUGAGCUGGCUCUGAUUGGAGCUGAUAUUCAGGAGGUGAUAGGGAGUGCCAUUGCAAUUAAGAUACUCAGUCGUGGGGUUUUACCACUUUGGGCUGGUGUCCUUAUUACUGCUUCUGAUUGCUUUCUUCUUUUGGUUCUUGAGAACUAUGGGAUAAGAAAGUUGGAAGCUGUGUUUGCUGUUCUUAUUUCGACUAUGGCACUGUCCUUUGCUUGGAUGUUUGGAGAUGCCAAACCAAAUGGGAAGGAGCUUCUAGCAGGUCUCUUGAUUCCAAAACUUAGUUCAAGGACAGUUCGGCAAGCUGUUGGAGUUGUUGGUUGUGUAAUAAUGCCUCACAAUGUGUUCUUGCAUUCAGCUUUGGUGCAAUCCAGAGAGAUCGAUUUGAAGAAAAAAGGGCAGGUUCAGGAGGCACUGAAUUACUACUCAAUAGAAUCCUCCUUUGCCCUUCUUAUCUCCUUUAUGAUCAAUUUGUUUGUUACAACUGUCUUUGCCAAGGGAUUUUAUGGCAGUGAGCAGGCUGGUAGUUUAGGCCUUGUAAAUGCAGGGCAGUUUCUUCAGGACAAGUAUGGUGGGGGACUAUUCCCAAUUCUUUAUAUUUGGGGCAUUGGGUUACUGGCAGCUGGGCAGAGUAGUACGAUAACUGGUACUUAUGCUGGACAGUUUAUCAUGGGAGGUUUUCUAGAUCUACGUUUGAAGAAAUGGCUUAGGGCGCUGAUUACUCGAAGUUGUGCCAUUUUGCCAACAAUCGUUGUCGCUCUGAUUUUUAAUAGAUCUGAAUCAUCACUCGACGUUUUGAAUGAGUGGCUUAAUGUGCUUCAGUCUAUACAGAUCCCUUUUGCGCUUAUUCCCCUUCUAACAUUGGUGUCCAAGGAGGAGCUAAUGGGUACUUUCAAAAUUGGGCCUACUCUCGAGAGAGUUGCAUGGACUGUUGCUGUACUUGUGAUGGUGAUAAACGGCUAUCUUUUGCUGGACUUCUUUGUCUCUGAAGUCAACGGGCUGCUGUUUGCUUUUCUGGUCUGUGCUGGGACUGCAGGUUAUAUUGCCUUCAUUUUAUACCUUAUUUCACAUGGGGGUGGCAAUGUUGCCAAUUGGUUCAACCUACUCCGCACAAAAGGAUAUAGCUAUGCUGGUCAAUGAGACAUCUAAGAGAAUACAUUCCAUCAAAUCCAAACAUCGUAAAUAGUAAAUCACUACAUUGCAGAGAGGCCAUGAUUGGGAAGUUUGAUUACGGAAGCAUUCUUUCAUCUGAAGAGAUUCCAAUUUCAUUGUGUCCUAACUGUCAUAAUAGAUGUCCAGAAAUUGUCCGCAUUUGCUUUUAGCUAUAGGUUCCCCAAAAGAAAUAAUGGAGCAAACUAUCCAGGAUAUUGACAUCAGUUAUAUAUAGAGGAUGAGGAAAGUAUAUAGUCCGCCGGAUAAAAGAUACUUGUUCAUUGCAGGCGUAUACGAUCCACAAUGUUGUAUUUAUCAAAUAGAUGCAGAAGAACUUCAAAGCCAUUAAAUUUUUGCAAGAGAAUUUUCUAUUGUGCAGUAAUCUAAUUUUUGGUUCAGCUGAUUAGAUGUGACUUACAUUAAUACAAGUGUAAGUGUUUGAA
This is a messenger RNA of Solanum dulcamara, 2330 nucleotides long. RefSeq names its product metal transporter Nramp2-like. Bases 253 to 1875 code for a protein of 540 amino acids. Gene Ontology annotation, biological process: metal ion transport. Gene Ontology annotation, cellular component: membrane. Lineage: Eukaryota; Viridiplantae; Streptophyta; Magnoliopsida; Solanales; Solanaceae. The record is from RefSeq and is a predicted model, not a curated record. The transcript is spliced from 4 exons. Gene Ontology annotation, molecular function: cadmium ion transmembrane transporter activity; manganese ion transmembrane transporter activity.